Capra hircus (goat) is the source of this 2484-nucleotide messenger RNA. It is a transcript of the gene SUPT7L, whose product is annotated as SPT7-like STAGA complex gamma subunit. Bases 564 to 1802 code for a protein of 412 amino acids. Lineage: Eukaryota; Metazoa; Chordata; Mammalia; Artiodactyla; Bovidae. Gene Ontology annotation, molecular function: protein heterodimerization activity; transcription coactivator activity. The record is from RefSeq and is a predicted model, not a curated record. Gene Ontology annotation, cellular component: SAGA complex. The transcript has 6 exons.
UUCCUGCAGCGGAGCCUGAUUGAGAAGACGCGCUUCCGGCAGCCUUGAACCGCUGGUCAACACACCAGCCUUCCGGACCUGAUAGGACACUUAUCUCAGGCCUCUCGGAGCCCAUCAGCCGCCCAGUUCAGUGCCUGCGAAGUGGCAGUCCAUAGUGGAGCCUCCUUGCCUCGGUCCAGGUCCACAGCUCCCUGUGUGGGCUGCCCCAGCCUUAGACGACCCCAGGACACUGUGAUUGGCGCCCGAGUCCGCUGAUGGGUAAGGACCUUGAAUUAGUCUUUAUCUCCUCACAUGACACUUGGCAUUUGAUAAAUAUUUAUUGAAUUUGAAGAGACAUAUGGCCAAUGAGUCUGGAAAGGAAGAACGUCCUUGGUCCAACAGUGUUGCUGACGCUGACUUUUUCUAAGUGGUCUUGAACUGCCUAGUUUUUAUGUCAAUACCUGGCUAGACCUCGUAUUCCUCACUACAGAAGCCCUUAACCUGCAGUUGCUAGAGAUUUUAAAACGUUGCCUUUAGGAUACCAUCCACAUUUAACUUGGGAGCUCUUCCUUUGUAAUUCCAAAAUGUUGAGAUACUGGGGAGAGAUACCAAUCUCAUCAAGCCAGACCAACAGAAGUUCUUUUGACUUGCUCCCUCGGGAGUUCCGACUGGUAGAAGUCCAUGACCCGCCUCUGCACCAACCCUCAGCCAACAAGCCCAAGCCCCCCACUAUGCUGGACAUCCCCUCAGAGCCCUGCAGCCUCACCAUCCACACCAUUCAGCUGAUCCAGCACAACCGACGUCUGCGUAACCUCAUUGCCACAGCGCAGGCCCAGAAUCAGCAACAGACAGAAGGUGUAAAGACUGAAGAGAGUGAACCUCUUCCGUCCUGCCCUGGGUCACCUCCUCUUCCUGAUGAUCUCCUUCCUUUAGACUGUAAGAAUCCCAGUGCACCGUUCCAGGUCCGGCACAGUGACCCAGAGAGUGACUUUUAUCGGGGGAAAGGGGAGCCUGUGACUGAACUCAGCUGGCACUCCUGCCGACAGCUCCUCUACCAGGCAGUGGCCACAAUCCUGGCCCACGCGGGCUUUGAGUGUGCUAACGAGAGUGUCCUUGAGACCCUGACUGAUGUGGCGCACGAGUACUGCCUGAAGUUCACCAAGCUGCUGCGCUUUGCUGUGGAUCGGGAAGCCCGGCUGGGGCAGACUCCCUUCCCCGACGUGAUGGAGCAGGUAUUCCAUGAAGUGGGUAUCGGCAGCGUGCUCUCCCUCCAGAAAUUCUGGCAGCACCGCAUCAAGGACUAUCACAGUUACAUGCUGCAGAUUAGUAAGCAGCUCUCUGAAGAGUAUGAGAGGAUCGUCAAUCCUGAGAAGGCCACAGAGGACACGAAGCCUGUCAAGAUCAAGGAGGAACCUGUGAGCGACAUCACCUUCCCUGUCAGUGAAGAACUGGAGGCUGACCUUGCUUCUGGAGACCAGUCGCUGCCCAUGGGAGUUCUUGGCGCUCAGAACGAGCGCUUCCCAUCUAACCUGGAGGUCGAGGCUUCACCACAGGCUUCAAGUACAGAGGUAAAUGCUUCCCCUCUUUGGAACUUGGCCCACGUGAAAAUGGAGCCGCAAGAGAGUGAAGAAGGCAACGUUUCUGGGCACGGUGUGCUGGGCAGUGACGUGUUCGAGGAGCCGAUGUCAGGCAUGAGUGAAGCUGGGAUCCCCCAAAGCCCUGAUGACUCAGACAGCAGCUACGGCUCCCACUCCACUGAUAGCCUCAUGGGCUCCUCCCCUGUUUUCAACCAGCGCUGCAAAAAGAGGAUGAGGAAAAUAUAAAAGGCAAAGAGGGAGACCUCUCCAGACCUAGAAGACCCAACAGAAACUGAUGGAUUCUAAUUUGUUUCCACAAAUAAUGAUUGAACUCUUAAACACAAUGGGUUUUCCUGAUACCAGUGGAGCGGGAUUUAACUUUUACCUUUUGCAUCCAGUUUUUGUUGUUUUCCACAACCAAGCCACCUUUCACAGAUAUCACACUGGGAUGGUGAUCCAGAGACCAAAACAGUGUCCCUGACUUGUCUUCACCAUGUGACAAAUGACUUAGCUUCUCUCAACCUGUUUCUCUUAUACAACAGAGAAGAAUCACACUGGGUCUGGCCUACACUGCAGGGAUAUUAUGAAGAUGAAGAUGUUAUUAAUAAGCUUCACAGCUGUGCUUGAACAGACUCACAUAUAUGCUGAUAUCAGAUGUCAAUCUUUUUCUUUUAACUUGCUUCAUUUUUGGUUCAAGUCAUUGGGAAUCCAAUGGAAAUAGCUAAACAUUGCACAGCUUAUCUAUCAGUAGUCCUUUUUUCGAACUGUUUCUGCUGCCCACAGAAUCUCCUGUGAAAUCACAGCAGUCUGUGAACAGCCUUUUUGCUUAUCCAAAUAGCCCUCUCCUAUUUCAACCAUAUAUUUUUCUUCUUCCUUCUCUAGACUUAGUCCAUGUAUUCCAGUCCUCUUUAUUUGCAGUCAGAUUGUU